Messenger RNA from Epinephelus moara (kelp grouper), 9423 nucleotides. It is a transcript of the gene gjc1, whose product is annotated as gap junction protein gamma 1. The coding region runs from base 4283 to 5740 and encodes 485 amino acids. The transcript has 2 exons. The record is from RefSeq and is a predicted model, not a curated record. Gene Ontology annotation, biological process: cell communication. Gene Ontology annotation, cellular component: connexin complex. NCBI's taxonomy places the organism in Eukaryota, Metazoa, Chordata, Actinopteri, Perciformes, Serranidae.
GGGUGCGCGCACUGUCAAAGACGCGUACGCGCAACAUCCUGCUUUACUGCUCCCCUGCAAAGACGGGUCGCCACGCUUUCAGUCAGAGAAUCCAGCUGUCACUCAACGAGACCCCCGUUCAGCCAGUGUCAGACUGUAUGUGGCACACGGCGGAAAAGCCCGGUCCCGAUAAAUACGAGACACCGCUGGAUGUAGGUGGACCUCCAGCGAUCAACAGAUCGGCAACUCCACUGUCCACUCCUCCUGCGAAGAAGGAAAGAUGAGGGACCCGAAAGACAAUACCGGAGCCAACUGGCACAUGUGAGCGAUAUUUAUUACCAAAUUCUCGAGCUAGUCACACAGAUAUGAGCACACUAGCUCUCAAGAUUUGGUUGUAAUUAGCCGACGCAACUGCUCUUGGCAGCGGAGAAGGUUCAGCCCGUGCCAAAAUGAACAGACUAUUGUCUAGCAUCGCUGUAACGGAAUGGGCCCGCAGGAAUUUUGGCACCGGUUUUACGCAGCAGACCACAUAGUUCAAUCGACGUAGCUCGACUGAAGACAGAGUAGGGUGGCUGGCAUGGACAAAGAAUGCUUACACAUCUCGUAGUGAUGCUAUAAGAUAAAAAGACAUCAGUGAAACACCCUGCUGGUUCCCUCCCGAGAAGUGGAGCAGAUAAUCAACGGCGGGAUUCAAGUUUGGACCUCACCAAGUCCAAAACGACCUUCCCCUCCCCAAAACAGAAUCAUCUUACAUCUUAAAGCAUCUUCACAGACUCGCAUAGCGGUAAGAAUUUCUCUAAUAAUUCCCAGUAAUGUAAUAAUUCUCAUCUUUGUUCAUUGUGUGGCUUAUUUCUAACCCAAUGGAAGGUGAGGGUGGAUGUUGGGGGGUCAUGGACGCACCAUUUGGCACCAUAACGCACAGACAAUGCUUGCAUCUUUGUGGUUCUGUUCUGUUUUAAUUUGCACUGGAUUUUCCCUGUUUUUUUUAUUAUUAUUUUGCGAGUGUAACACGUUGGUCAAGGCCAAGCUGUGAGCAACAAGAGAGCAACUUCACUGUACAAACGUGCUUUUGUGAAGCUGCUGCGACCGGCGCGUUUAAUUGACAUAAGCUGCUAAUUUGAAGUCCAUAUUGCCGCCCGUCAGCUUCAAAUCAAAUGCAAUUGUAGCCGUAAAAAAAGCAAUUACGUCCAGACACUGAAACACAGUGUCUCAUAAUCUUUUGUUCUCAAAUCAUUUUCAGCAGGAACAUGGUGUAGAUGGGCGGUGCAGGGAUUCUCCUCGGGAUCUGGUUAAAUCCUGCAGGAGCUGUUCAAAUUAGUGGAAGUACAUGCAGACUUUAUAAUGACGUUAUUGGCAAACUCUUGAGAUUCAUUAAUAAUGGAUAUGUUUCACAAGUGUUGAAAAGCUUUGCCUACAAUGCGUUUUUUGUUUUGUGGUGAUUUGUAUUGAACAGUGCUGUAACAUUAUGCAGGCUCACAUUAUCAAAACCUAUAGAUCUGAAUUAUUUGAAAUAAUAAAAGUGCUAAUUGCAGCUGCAGUGCUUAUUAUAAUUAAACAUAUUUUCUGCUUAAUACAUUAUCGUGACUAAAUAGUUGCAAAAGAUCACCACAACACCACAUUUCCAACAAUUACUCUCAAUAAUCGCACAAUUAAGCGUAACAUAAUUUGCAACUCUGCAUAUAAAAACAUGAUAUUAUCUAUGAUGGUGCCGUUACCCAUGGUGCACUAGCUCUCUUUUACCUCUCUUCCAACAGAAUGUGCUUACAGCUGCUUUGACAGCCUCUCUGUGCACAGAUCCCCCGUUUCAGUGAUUAUCUCAUCAUUUUUUAAGUCAAUAUAUCAAAAGCAACACUCCCACCACUCAGCAGUUAACCUGGGGAGCAGUCAGCUCCUGGCAUUAUUCACCACAAUGAGAAACCGUUUCAUUGUGCCGCUGGAUGCCUUUGAAAUAUGCCACAUUGGUUUCCGUGUGGAGCAUUUGUCAACGCCACAGCAGCAAUGGCUCAAAUAUGAGCCACCAUAAUGAGUUUCUCCCCUGUGCUUCAGAAAAUCCUCCUAUAUGUUAAGACAUUGUGAUGGAUUUGGGAUGUUGCCAACCGAAAGAGCUUAGUGCUCAUGAAUGAUGCUUGCUUUCUACAUAGCAUAUGGAUGCUAUGCAUUUAUUCAGAAUUUAUUUUUUGGUAAGCUGCCAGUAGAAGCAUAUCUACCUCAAUUUGCCCUCCAUUCCUUCUUCUAUAUUUCCAUCCAGUAAGUGCGCUUUUGGCAUUUCACAGCCUUGCAAUCAACAUUUUCUGUAUGUGAAAUUAUUUCUGCGAGGCAGUCCAUCUCUGUCGCCCAACACCCCUCCCACCUUGUUAGCCCUGCACCCCCCCUGAGACCAUUAUCUCACUCCCUGUGGAUUGGAGGAGGAACUUGUGCCAAUAUGGGAGAAGGGGAAGUCGACCCCUGUGCACUCCAGCACAGAGAGAGAGGGAUGAGGAGCAGAUUCUGUGUGGCAGCGAGGAAAUGCCCCAUCACUUCAGUUAGUAUCAUGACCAGUGUGCUCCUGUCCUCUUUUCAUUUAACACAUACAGCAUUUUUCUGUAUUAUUACACUCUUGGAGAGAAACACUCCUGCUACCAAAAAAGCCAUGACUUGGCAGAUAUAAGUGAUAAAUUGUGCAUGGAUGUUUAUUAAAUGAUCAGAAGACGUCCUAGAAAAGUCUGAGAAAUGCUACAUAGCCUCUUAGCUGGCUGCUUGAUUUACAGUAUAUCCAAUAAAAUCAGAACAUUUUGCAGCUCUUCAAAUGAAUGUCCAAGAAAAGGCGCACAAAAAUGGCUCUUUGAUAAGUUGUGAAUAGCAACACGGACAAUGCUGGCUAUCAACCAUGCAGCAAAGUGCUGUCUUGACUUACAGAUUGCAUGAUAAAAGUAUCAUCUCAAGUUGUGAAGCACAAUAGUACUCCAUUGUUUACAAGGCCUGCAUAGAAAAUUUCACACUGAUAAAAAUAUAGCUGUCUUAUCAGUGAAAUUAAAGUAUAUCAAUAGAAAAAUGCACCCUGUAUUUGUUAUACCUUUAGUAUACCAGUGGAUUGUUUUUUAUCAUGCAUUGAUGUGUACAUUUAACUGCUGUAGUUGGUAAAAGUGAAGCUAAUUUGAGCGAUUUUUACAUACUGUUGGGUAGUUUAAUCUCUUACCCCACCAUAUUUUAUUAAAAUGUGUUUUAUCACAUGUUUUGUUCAUAAAAUCUUGAUCUUAACUAAAGCUGUCAAGUAAAUGUAGUGGAGUAAAAACUACAAUAUUCCAUCUGAAGCGUAGCAUGAAAUGGAAUUACAAGUACCAAAAACUUUGUGUUCAAGUACAAUAUACUUGAGUAAAUUUACAUAUUUACACCACAGCACUGCAAAGCACAUUUUAAAAACCUUCAGUAAUUUCAUAUCAUAAUGAAAUUUGGUUCCUUUGUUGACAUUUAAGUAUUUUAAUGAGUCAAGGCCUGAUGCACAGCUCACUGCAGAGCUUUACGCUUAAAUACCAUACCAUUGAAUUCUUAAUGUCUUAUGAUAAAAGGAAAAUCAAUGUUGCCAUAUACUGUUGGAUUUAUUAUUCCGUUCCUCUUUCAAUUCACAGUUAAAAGCAAGCAUAAUACUCCUGGGGGGUUGCAAUCAAUAAUGGUGUAUUAAAUUAAAAGCUCAGUGGAUCUGCUUGCAAUUGCUCAAGGCUUUUGCACACAGUAUAGUUUCAGCCUGCAUUUAACUACAAAUAAAUACAAAUAAAAGGGGUUUCCAUUGACACAGGAAUAGAGAAUUGCAAAACUGAUCUCAUGUUUAAUGUCACAUUAAACUGUAGUGUUUGUUCCCAACCAGUCAAGGUAACAUCAACACGAGGGCUCCAACCACUCUCAGCCAGAUGUGCUACAUAAUACAGUAACACACAAUAUUCACCACCAUCAGUCAUAGAUCAUAGUUUUGAAUCCUAAAUUGCCUCAUUUCCACCAUUAACAUCCCUCUAAUCUCCAAAUAUCACCAGAGCAUUAUGUGUAUCAAAUUCUCCACCUCUAUGCUGUUAUUCUAAUGUUAUUUUUUAUGUUAAUCACUCGCAAUUAAAUCAGUCAUUUACAAUUAUCAUAAUUGUCUAGUGAAAUGUCUGCAGGAUCUGUUUAAGUCAAUUAUAUGCUUUAUAGGCAGCUAUUUUGAAUAAUUGGAGUAAUUCACUUCCUGUUUUUCCCAAUUCUUCCCUUCAGAAUGUGUGAUGUGGAGCCAGUACAGUAAGAGAGUCUGUGAGCAGGUGAGAGAGGGACACUGUCUGCCCCACUGUCCAGCGACACCAUGAGCUGGAGCUUCCUCACGCGGCUGCUGGAGGAGAUCCACAACCACUCCACCUUCGUGGGGAAGCUGUGGCUCACCGUGCUCAUCGUCUUCCGCAUCGUUCUCACUGCCGUUGGGGGAGAGUCCAUCUACUACGAUGAACAGAGCAAGUUUGUCUGCAACUCGGGCCAGCCGGGCUGCGAGAAUGUCUGCUAUGACGCCUUUGCCCCUCUAUCUCACGUUCGCUUCUGGGUCUUCCAAAUCAUCUUGGUGGCGAUGCCUUCUCUCAUGUACAUGGGCUAUGCUGUCAAUAAGAUCGCACGAUUGGAUGAAGCCAAAGGAGGAGGUGGUUCUGCUGCAGUUAGAACAGGAGGAGGGGGCUACACACACAGAAAACCCAGGAAGAUCUGCUUUGGAGCACGGCAGCAUCGGGGCAUUGAGGAGACUGAGGAGGACCAGGAGGAUGAUCCCAUGAUCUAUGAGGUACCAGAGAUUGAGCCCCCUAAAAGGCCACGGGAUCCACUGCAACCCACACCUAGACCCAAAAUCCGGCAUGACGGGCGCAAGCGUAUAAGAGAUGAGGGGCUGAUGCGGGUUUAUGUUUUACAGUUGGUGACUCGUACACUGCUGGAAGCAGGCUUCCUUGCAGGCCAGUAUUUGCUGUAUGGGUUCCGUGUGAUGCCCGUGUUUGUGUGCUCGGGGAAACCUUGUCCCCAUAGUGUCGAUUGCUUUGUGUCACGGCCUACAGAGAAGACCAUCUUCCUGCGUAUCAUGUAUGGUGUCACUGUCCUCUGCCUCACGCUCAACAUUUGGGAGAUGCUCCAUUUGGGGAUUGGUACCAUCUGUGACAUUCUCCGCCGUCGGCGCUGCCCACCUCAGGAGGACGAGUACCAGUUGGGAUUGCUUGGCACCAACGGGGGUGUGGAGGGCUCAGUAGGGGGGACAGGGCCAGAGGCAGGCUCUGAGGGAGGGGUGGGUGGAGACGGGGCUGCGGAUUACGUUGGUUACCCCUUCUCAUGGAACACCCCAUCAGCUCCACCUGGCUAUAACAUUGUGGUAAAGCCAGAGCAGAUGCCCUACACGGACCUAAGCAACGCUAAGAUGGCAUGCAAGCAGAACAGGGCAAAUAUUGCCCAAGAGGAGCAGCAGCAAUUCGGUAGCAAUGAGGAUAACUUUCCCACCGGAGGGGAGGCCCGUGUGGCUUUGAACAAAGACAUGAUCCAGCAAGCUCAUGAGCAACUGGAGGCGGCCAUCCAGGCAUACAGUCAGCAGCACCGGGCAGAAGAGCAGCUUGGAGACAACCAGGAUGACAAGCCCCAAAGUAACAUCAUCCAGGCCCAACCUCAGCCACAGCCUCAGCCCCAGAAAGAGCGCAAGCAUAGAUUCAAGCACGGAAAAGGUGGCAGCAGUGGAGGAGGCAGCAGCAGCAACAGCAGCAGCAGCAAAUCAGGAGAGGGUAAGCCCUCUGUAUGGAUUUAACCCCAGAAACAGUGACGUGUAUUGAAACCAUGUAUAUAUUGGAAACUGGAUGACAAGUUGUUGCAAUCUUCCUUGGAUAUUUAAACACCACUGUGCCUUAAAGAAUCCUGCAAGCUGGAGAAGAUGUGUAUUUGUGUACUAAAGUGUGCAAAAGAAACGUGAUGUUGCAGCUGACAAUUUGUUUUGUCUGGGCUAUCACUGUUUAACUUGAAACAUCACACCAACACAAACUGUUGGCUACAGUCUGUCGUUUACAUGUCUCGUUCUCUUCAAGUCUUGAAGCAGAUUAUUGACCUCUGUUGUCUUCCCGUUUAUCCUUUAUGAGGGGUUUGAACUUUGGAAAAUUACUGAAUGAUAAUGAGUUCUGUUGCAAAUCAGAUUGAUCCCAGAUUUGGCUUAGCUCAUUUUCUGGCCGCUCCUCUGCAUAGACAGCGUCUAUAUAAAUACAUUGGCAUCCUAAUUCUUUUGACAUCAGACUGAAGUAUAAUCACAGUACAGAGGCAAAGGGAUGCCAGGUCAUUACUAUGUUCUGGCAAGCUAAAGCUAUGUUUCCAUACUGUAAUGGCAUUAUCAAGAAUCACAUCAUAACAAUGCAAAAUGCAAUAAAAUGAAACAUAAUUCAGUGGCAGCACCUAAAGCAGUGACGUGAUAAUCCAGUGAGAGCAUCACCUUCCUGAAGGCUGUAUCCUGUCAGUCAUGUUCUGUGUCUGCUUUCUCUCCAAUGUGGAUCACAGUGUUAUGUUGCUGUGACUUUGCAUUUGACAGUGUGUUUGUAUAUGUCUCCUGUUCUUUUCUUUUUUUUUUUAAUAUAUAUAUAUAUAUAACUGUGCUACACUAUCUGCUGCUUGGAAAAUGACGAGUAUAGCAGGUGGAUCUGAAAUUUCCUGAGAGAAAAAAAAAGUUCUUUUUUAUAAAGGUGCACAUGCAAUCCAGUUUUUAUACCUUUCUCUUCACUUCUCAGUUUCUCUUCCUGGCUCUUCAUGGCUAUUGAAUAAGGCUGCUCAGCACUCCAUUGGUGUCUCAUCUGCCUUGUAGUUGACUGCCCCCUGGUGGUAUCUUCAAUUGGGCUUCCUUUAUUUGGAAGUAGAUACCAAUUGCCAAUGCUACCUGCAUCCAGCAACACCUUAACCAGCUGUAGUGUUCCUUUUCUAUUGACAAGCCUUGUGUCGGUUAAGUCUUCUCAGCGCUACAAGUUCAGUGUUAGAUGCACAAGGCUGCAAUAUCACCACCUUGUAAUGGAAAAGGUUUAAAGCCAUUACUAUAAUAUAGUGAGACCAAACACUGUUUGUGUGAUGCAAGUGUCAGUGCCAAGAUUUUAUGCUGGGCUGCCACGAAGCCUGGUUGUUUGUAGCUUUGGAAUACUGUGGCCAUGCUACUCCAGUUGUGGAAUAAUGCCUAUGUGAGACCAACCCUUUUGUAAAAGUCACUUGUUUUUUGUAUUACAGUACAUGUAUUGCUUUUCAGAGUGGGUUUUAAAUAGCAAACUCCAAAAUGGAGUCAAUUUUUGUGUUUGAGCCAGUGUUUCAUAUGAAAACACUUUUUUAAAGAACUGUUUUUGUAAAAUAAAGAAAAUGCAAGAUCUUUAAACAAUGAAUUAGUCGUAUGGAUAUUUAUGGUUAUUGUGUUUGAAAUUGCCUUCCAACUGUAAAAAUGUGAAAUAUGACAUAGUAUAUUUUUAUAAUAUGUCGGCUACAGUGACUUAUUGAUGUAAAGAAAAAAAGCCAGACUUGUCCCUGUAUGUUACAGUAUUAAUAUUUAAUGUAUGUAGCAACCCUCUGGGCUGUGUUUUAAUAAACAGUGUUACUCCUUUUCCAACAUUGUUCUGAGAUCUACUGAACAGCUGUGUGUGCAGGACAGCCUGGAUGGUGAAAUAAAUUGAGGAAAAGACAUGAAGUGCCAAAUUACUCAAACCAUUCCAAGCUUUGCCCACAGUGGCUCUCCAAACAAGCAGCAGUUCAUUUCAAGAUGGUAAAUUGGGGAGGGAGCAAAUCUGAAAAGCCGUGACAUUAUGUUCUUGAUUUAAUAAAUCUUGUCUGAAGGAUCUGAGGAUUUUCCCAGGAAACAGUAAACGAACUGGUCAAACCAUUGUAAGGCUGGACAUUGUGACGUGGCUUCCUUCACAUAAACACAGUGCACAAUACAACAGGGAAAGAGUCUUUCUCACAUCUGUUCAACAUGCCGGCCAGCAGCAGACAGUCAUAAAUCACCAGAAGUAUUUCAGUCAGCUGCUCUCCAGAGCAGUGAUUGACACUGGCUCCACUGAUGCCGCUCCUUCCCAGUAAGCCACAGGUGAUUUACCGAAAGUUUUCCAGUCAAUCAGUCCUCGUUAAAUACAUUCCCAGUAAGUCAAGUUUCUCAACCAAAGUAUUCACUGCAUUUUGUUGAAGACAAGGAAACAAAUUGAAGUAUAAAUGGGAAACAGGCAGCUGGCGAUGCUUUGCUGUUAGAGCCAGCUGAAGCCACUAGAGGGCGACUUCCUGUCAAGGAGGGAGCACUAUCGAGAGAGAGGAAGGGGCGUUUUGAGAAGGUGCCAUAAGGGUACUGAAAGACCCCAUCUGCUCAGAGUCUGCACAACUGGCAGCUUGGCCUAACAUCGCUAAAAGUAUUCUAGGUUAUGUGGCUCAGACUUGUCUGUUUUUAGGGAAAAGAAAUGAAUUUAAGCAGCUAUCCAGGUCAAAAGAGUUACCCUGUGGCACAGUUAUGUAUUUGUGUCACCUUGUUCUCUUUUGUCUGUUGACUGACUGAGAAAAAAGAGAGUAGGGUAGAUAGAAAGUGUGCUUAUUGGACCGAAAUGACUUUUACAAUUACUUGUAUCAGGGGUUAUUCUCUACACAUUGUCACUGUCCUGAGAAAACCAUGUCUCUCCAAAAUGUCACCAGGGCUUUUUAAAGAAACACUAAAAGCAAACACAGGACAAGCCCAGGGUAAAGAUGCCGUGUCAGAUUAGGCACUGACGGUCUUAAAUAAGUGGGUCAAUGUGUAAUUUGACGCUUACGACAUUGCAUUUGCUAGAAAAUAAUAAUGAAGGCCUGUUUUUCUCAACCCAUAAAGAGCAUCUAAACGUUUAGGUUUAUGAGUUUGUCAGUAUGUCCAUGUUGGUUUCUCUCUGGAAUGUUCGUUUGUUGUGUAAGUACAUUGACUCUUUAAGGAUUUUCAGCCAAAACAUAUUGGUAAUAAAGUACUGACAGUUGCAAGGUGGCAAAAAAGAGCUGACAGCCAUUUAAUUAUCCCUCAUACCUGGCAGCUGAAGGAAUUAUAAGUGGAAGCACCUUACAAAGUGGUUGUAUCAGAAGUCUUUUGUGGGUCUUUUUUAUCAGGGAUACCACAAUGUCCACCCUCAGCAUCUGUCUGUCUAUGUAAAACAAUGUCUGUGUUCAGAAGAUGGACUGUAGUGUUUCCAUACAUGUUUCUUAUAGUCACCCAUGUGGGAUGUGACGAUAAAACCAGUGAUAUUAUCAAUACAAACUCUGAUUCAUACAUGCAUUUGUGUAUUUGUGUGUUUUUCUAUGCCUUUUGCAAAAUGUACAUUUCUUUGAGUGCCAUACUGGUAUCCCCUGGCAAAGUUUUUCUUUUCAUAUUCUUUGAUGAAAACAUUUGCAUGUGAAAAGACCUAUUUUCCUAUAAAAAAAAUAAAUCAGAAAUGCAUAUUGAAUAAAGUGUCUGUAUCUUUUGUUUGGGCUGCA